Messenger RNA from Trichomonas vaginalis G3, 1746 nucleotides. Its product is annotated as alpha-amylase family. Bases 1 to 1746 code for a protein of 581 amino acids. NCBI's taxonomy places the organism in Eukaryota, Parabasalia, Trichomonadida, Trichomonadidae. Gene Ontology annotation, molecular function: alpha-amylase activity; cation binding. Gene Ontology annotation, biological process: carbohydrate metabolic process. The record is from RefSeq and is a predicted model, not a curated record. The transcript has a single exon.
AUGAAAGAACUCGCAGAUAAUCCACUUCUUGAUUCACAAGAUGAGCUUGAAUCAGUAGAGCGCGAAAGUGAAGUUCCUUUUUAUAAAAAGAAUUAUUUUAUUUAUGGAACUAUGAUUUGUAAUUCUAUUUUGAUUGGAGCAAUCAUCAGCAUGAUCAUUACAUUUUCAGUUAACUCCAAAGUAUCAUCUAUCUCCAAUCAAUAUGAUACACUUCCAAAUUGUGAAUCAUAUUCAUCAUUCACUUGCAAUGGUUCAUCAUCUUCAAUGGAUUACAAAUAUUAUAAUAAUACUUGGAACACUCCAAAGCGCGGUCAAGAUCUAUGGAAGCCAGGAUUCCAGGAUAUGUCUACCUUAGUAGGAUAUGCACAAUUAAAGUAUGCUUCUGGAAUGAAAUCAUGCACAGUAAAUAUUCUUACCAAGACAUCAACAUCACUCAAUUUAACAUAUUAUUUUGAUGAUGUUGCACAAACAUCAAAUUCAAAGACAUUUGAUUCCUCUUACACAAAAACACUCUCAGUCAAAGUUGUUGCCGAAUCAGGAGAGACUCUUAUACUCGACGGUGUUGACUUCAUUUGGAAUGUAGCGUCAAUUAAGUCUCGUGAUUAUGAUUACAGAAAAGGACAGAAAGGAGCAAUUGUUGAACUCUUUGGUUGGCCAGAUGAUGAUGUUGCACAAGAAUGCAAGUUCAUUGCCGAUGCAGGUUACAUGGGCGUAAAAAUAUUCCCACAUCAAGAGCAAAUCAUGUCAUAUCAACCAAUGGAAAACAUGAUGAAUCCUUGGUAUUUCAUGUAUCAGCCAGUAUCAUAUAGAUUACAAGGAAGAAUGGGAACUCGCGACCAACUUAGAACUAUGAUAAAUACAUGCAGAGCUUUAGGUGUCAGAGUUUAUGCUGAUGCUGUUGUUAACCAUAUGUCAGGCAAUGGUAAUGAUUUAUCAAAUCACAGAAAUUCAGGUUCAGGUUGCACAACAUGGGGAAAUAAGACAUCAUCUGCUUAUGAAAAUGGUUCUCCAUAUUAUACACCAGCUUACACUUAUGAAACAAAUCCAAAUACAGGAAGAGGAACAAAUGUUUUGGAAUAUCCAGGCGUUCCUUAUGGUCCAGAAGAUUUCCAUUGUGACAAGGCUCUCAACUCAUGGAAUGAUGCAAACAUUCUUGAUAGCGGUUGGCUUUCAGGUCUGGCAGACUUAGAUACAUCUAAGGAAUAUGUUAGACAAAGAAUUGCAGAUUUCAUGAUUGAUCUCAUUUCAAUCGGAUUCUCUGGAUACAGAGUUGAUGCUGCAAAGCACAUUAGACCAACUGAUUUAGCUGCAAUCUUUGGCAAAGUUAAGGAAGGAUUAGGAGGCUCUUUACCAGACGAUUUCAUUUCAUGGUUAGAAGUUCUCACAGGUGGUGAAUCUCAACUAUUAGUUCAAGGUGAUGGUGAUUACUCAUUUACAGGCGGAUUGACUAAAUAUCUUAAGGCAAAUAACUUCACUGAUGAUGAUGUUCUAAAGAUCAAGAUUUGGUGGAGCGGAUAUCCAUCUGAGCCAAACAAUGAUAAUGGAUCCCUUGACAUCAGACGUAAAGCAAUUCAAAAUGAUGAUCAUGAUCAACAAUCUGAUGGUUCAUCAUCAAGAGAUAUGCAUGAUCAAGGUUGUGUUCUCAUCAAAGGAUGUGAUGCUUCUACACAUAGAAGCUUUGAAGUUAAACUGUUCGAAUCUCCAAAUGGACUAUCCAAUCAGAAUGGUCCUUUCAUCAUACUAUAA